AUGAAAUACUCUACUGCUGCUGUCUUAUCUGCCGUCGCCGGUACUGCCUUGGCUGGUUACUCCAACUCCACUGUCACUGAAAUCUCCAAGACUAUCAUCACCAUCACUUCUUGUGAAGAAAACAAAUGUACUGAAGUUCCAGUUACUACUGGUGUUACCACUGUCACUGAAAUUGACACCACUUACACCACUUACUGCCCAUUGCCAUCCACCACCACUGAAAUCUCCAAGACUGUUAUCACUAUCACUUCUUGUGAAGAAGACAAAUGUCACGAAACUCCAGUCACCACCGGUGUUACCACUGUCACUGAAGGUACUACUAUCUACACCACUUACUGCCCAUUGCCAACUACUGAAGAAGAAGAAAAGACUACUCCAAAACCAACCACUGAAGCUCCAGAAACUGAAGAAACUACCAAGACUACUAAAGCUGAAGAAUCUAAAUCUAAAUCAGUUGAAACCAAGACCACUAAAGCUGAAGAAUCUACUUCUGCUCCAUCUACUGAAGCUCCAGCUGUUUCUACUGCUGAAGCCGGUGCUGCUGCUAACGCUGCCCCAGUUGUUGCUGCUGGUUUGUUGGCUUUGGGUGCUUUCAUGUAA
This is a messenger RNA of Candida tropicalis MYA-3404, 600 nucleotides long. RefSeq names its product Pga62p (gene PGA62). The record is from RefSeq and is a predicted model, not a curated record. NCBI's taxonomy places the organism in Eukaryota, Fungi, Ascomycota, Pichiomycetes, Serinales, Debaryomycetaceae. The coding region runs from base 1 to 600 and encodes 199 amino acids. The transcript has a single exon.